Molecule: messenger RNA, 594 nt
Organism: Saccostrea echinata
Lineage: Eukaryota; Metazoa; Mollusca; Bivalvia; Ostreida; Ostreidae
Exons: 2
Coding region: 41-574 (177 amino acids)
Source: RefSeq, a predicted model, not a curated record
UAUUGCCUCUGAAGCUCUUCUGAGUGAUAAGAAGCUGAUCAUGUCUGACUGUAAAGGUUAUCAAUAUGAGCCCGAGUAUAAUGAAGAGGAAUUAUUGGCAGCUUCAACUGAAAACAAUAGUGAUUUGGGAAUGAUUGAAGAAAAUGACAGAGGAAAUGAUAAAAAUUGGUGCUCUUGUGGACAUUGUGACAUUCUCCCGAGUCGUAGAGAAUGUGUAUGUUGUCAGGAGUUUGAGCAUUAUGCUGAAAAUUACAUUUCUUCUCAAUGUCCAUGCAUUUCACAGCAUAGUGACUUUGAAAUGGUGAGUCUAAAUAGAACAGUUUUGGAAACAGCCUAUGUUGCAUUUAUGCGAUACAAAAGGAAAAGAGGACCGGCUCCCCAAGUUUUGACAAACAGGCAAUCAAGGCUUAUGGCAUACAGGCAAUUUAUUUGUUUUGUGAGGAGGGGACAGCCAUUAGGGAGAAAGAAUAGAGUGGUGUUACCUGCUUGUGUCGUCAUUAAGAUAAGAAAAACAUUCCCAGAUGAUGCGUAUGAAGGUUUCCAUAGCGAAUCAUCAAGUUCUGAUUCAGACUGAAUAAAAUGUUAUCACCUUGA